AUUAGUAAGCACGUUCUUUAUGAAUGCAGGUAGACUGCAAUGCGACAAUAAAACAUGAUGAAUGUUGAAUUCUUUUCCUCACCGUUGUAUACAAUAAUAAUACGAAAAGCAAAAUAAUGUGGGUGGAAUAAUAGAACCGUUUAAUCACAGGAAGAUAACAAAAAUACAUGACACAUGCAUGUAUCUAUACAUAUAAUUACACGUUUCUAAUAUUAAAAAAAAAUUCUUCUGAAAGUUUCCUCAAGUAUUUACUUCGAUUGAUAUUUUGUUUGUUUCAAUUUUUUUCCAUUGAAACUACAUGCCUAUACAUUGUUUUUGUUGCAAACAAUGAUUAUCUCACAGAUAUUUAUCUUGAAGAGAUAAUAAAAGAGAAAGAAUUUAUUUAAUUGGAAGAAAACAAUGACCCAUUUAUAUGUAAUUAAUUUUUUUCACAGUUUACAAGACUGCAUUGAGAGAUAGGUAGGUAAUCCAAGUUAGUGAAGUAUUAUUUACAAUCGAAGGUCAUGUGCAAAUGUGAACUCUUAUGUUAAUAGUUGGUAGUACCAACAGCAGCAAUAACAACAACAACAUAAUAAUAACAAUAACAAUAACAACAUGAGUAUUAUAGGUGCAUUUCCUUUGACUCUACUAUAAUUUACUAUACUAACUUGCAUGUAUUCAAUUGUGAUGUUUAUUUAGUCUGUUAUAUUCGUUGUGUUUAACCUACAAAAAGCAACGUGAUAUUUUUUUUCCUAUUUAUCUGAAAGAUGAUUGGUCAAUACUGUACUGGUACCAUUCUCAUUGGCAGAUUGCCACGUGCAAACAAACAUAAUAAAAUGACUAUACAGUGGUUCUUUACAUCAGCAGACUUUCACGAUCACCCCACCCUUAAGACUGUCCUCGAGAACCUGACUAAAACUGACACAUACAGCUCAUUCUAAUGCGUGAGCAGUAUCAUAUUCGUUUCAACUUCUUUAGAAGAUAGACGUGUUUUGAUUGAGCUCCACUUACUUUUCAUUUAUUAUCCAAACCAGAGAUAAUAUUUUGUUAGAUUUGAGAAAAUUAAUAAUACUCAUUUUUCUUUCUCUAACAUUCUUGUUUCUCUUAUCAUUAAAUUUUCCUUUUCCAUUGUUUUAUUCCCACCUAUUACUCACAUUGUUAUCAUUAAACUUUAAGAUAACAAAAACAAUACCUUUACCACUUAUUUCUCACCAGUAAGAAAACACAUAGUGGUUGAAAACUUUCAACGCCAUUUUAAAGUAACAAGAAAGUUUUAAAAAUAAGCAAAAAAAGAAGUUAGAUCAACACACCGGGUAUCUACAAUACUUCUUCAUUUGCACGUUAUUUUUGUGAUUGUUUUCUUUUCCUUUAGUCAAUCCACUGAAGAAAAGGAACAAACAGUGUUAAUAAACUUGAUCCAUAAAGAUUUUCUUUGUCGAAACAUUACAGCAGGCAUAUAAUUUGGUUGAAACUACGAUGGGCGUAGAAAAUAAGAUGUCAGGAAAAAAUCUCGAGAUGAGGGAAACAGCUGCACGUAUCUGUCGGGAUUAUCUUCAUGGUGUUUGGAAACGUGUUACUGCGGAGAACAUUACCUUAAAACGUAUCAGCGGAGGCCUGAGUAAUUGGCUUUACAAUGUUCAGCUGCCAGACGGUGCUGUACCAAUACGCGGUGAACCGCGUCAAGUUUUAUUACGAUUGUACGGUCAAGUACAUGGGGAAAGGGCGUUGGAGGGACUAAUCACCGAAUCCGUCAUCUUCACGCUACUUUCAGAAAGGCGACUUGGCCCUAAAUUGCACGGUAUAUUUCCCGGUGGACGUAUCGAAGAAUAUAUACCAGCUAGACCUUUGUUAACCAAAGAAUUGUCCGAUCCAACCUUGAGCACAAUGAUAGGUGAAAAAAUGGGACAAAUACAUAUGAUGCAAGUACCGAUCAGUAAAGAACCUACUUGGUUAUGGGAUACCAUGGCUAAAUGGCUUGCCACAGCAACAGAUAUUUUAGAAACUGUUGAUGAAGUAGAUCCGCGUCAACACGACAACGUUUAUACUUUGAGAUCAUUCGAUCUCGAGACGGAAAUCAAUUGGUUCAGAGACCUUGUUGCUCGAGGAAAAUAUCCAGUAGUAUUUUGUCACAACGAUAUGCAAGAGGGUAAUAUCCUUCUACGACAAAACUCGCGGAAGACCGAGUUAGUUGUUAUCGACUUUGAAUAUUGUUCCUACAACUACAGAGGCUUCGAUAUCGCCAAUCAUUUCAUCGAAUGGCAGUACGAUUACACGGAAGGGAAUUAUCCAUUCUUCCACGAACGAACUGGUUGUGGGCCUACUCAAGAGCAGAAGCUCAAUUUUAUCAAGAGUUACUUGAGAACAGUCCAGAAAGAAUCUCAGACGGAAGAAGAACGUAUUAUGAUGGAAAUUAAAAUAUUUUCUUUAGCCAGUCAUCUGUUUUGGGGUCUCUGGAGUAUUGUCAAUGCCAAAUUAUCUGAAAUACCAUUUGGAUAUUGGGAUUAUGCGGUAUGCAGGCUAAAGAAUUAUCAAUGUUUAAAAGAAAAAUUUGUAAUGUCAGAACAAUCAACGUUGCACGACAUUAACAGGAGAAAAGUAACCGACACCGAUUGAAAUAAUAAUAAAAUAAUCAUUAUUAUCAUCAACGAGUGAAACUCUCUCCUCCCUUAAAUGGGAAAUUUCAUUUAUUUUUAUCAGCCUUAGACGUUAAUGAUAAAAAAAAAAACAAACAAACAUCAACAUUAAAACAAAAACAUGUAUAAAAAAGUAUUAAUAAUGGCUGAUAAUAGUAUUAUUAGAAAAGAAUUUGGAAAUAUCAUUGGUAGAAAUGAUCGACAUACAACUAAGGACGCGAAUCUUUCCAUUUUGACAUAUUUUUCAUAUAAAAUAAAAAAUAAAAACAAAACAUAAAUAGGAGAAAGAAUUUACGAUGGAAAGAUGUGAUAUAGAAAUAAAUAAAUCGCUAGAUAUUGUAAUCUUUUUGAGAAAAGAUUUAUUAAGGGGAGUAUUUAGAAUGUGAUCAAAAGAGGAAUAGAACAAAAUUCACUCUUACGAGUUGUAAGAAACGAAGAAAGAUUGUGUAAUAGUUGAAGAAUAGUAAAAGUUUAUGAUAGAAAUAUAUUUCUAUCACAAGUGUGCAGAAAAAAAAAGGGUCAUCACAAAUAUUUGAUAAAUAUGUGUCUUAAUUGUUUACAAUGUGAAAGUGAACUUGCCUGCAAUUAAUUGCACUGUACUUAAUCGAACUUAGAUAAUACACGAAUUUACGUUUAUUUUUACAUAAAAUAAAAACAAGAAGAAGAAGAAGAAGAAGAAGA
Messenger RNA from Polistes dominula (European paper wasp), 3293 nucleotides. Its product is annotated as choline/ethanolamine kinase. The record is from RefSeq and is a predicted model, not a curated record. Gene Ontology annotation, cellular component: cytoplasm. Gene Ontology annotation, biological process: phosphatidylethanolamine biosynthetic process; CDP-choline pathway. Gene Ontology annotation, molecular function: choline kinase activity; ethanolamine kinase activity. Lineage: Eukaryota; Metazoa; Arthropoda; Insecta; Hymenoptera; Vespidae.